AUGACCGCUUCAGCAUUGCGUGAGAAGGCUUGUUUGAUAUGCAUUGAUGGUUGGGGUAUCUGUCAGGAUGAAAGCUCGCCAGGGGAUGCCAUUCGUCUUGCAAACACGCCGAUAAUGUCGGGUUUUGAGCAGAAGUAUCCGUACACGCAACUCGCGGCGCACGGACUGGCGGUUGGAUUGCCAGAAGGCCUUAUGGGAAAUUCUGAAGUCGGUCACUUGAAUAUUGGGGCAGGGAGAGUUGUCUAUCAGGAUAUCGUAAGAAUUGAUCUGGCUGUUAAGCAGAAGAGAUUUGGCGAGAUUGAGAACAUCGUGAAGUCAUUAGAUCAUGCCAAGAACGGAACAGGAAGAAUUCAUUUCUUGGGAUUGGAAAAGACUGCUAAGGCUCAUGGUGUUCCAAACGCCUAUAUACAUUUCUUUGGCGAUGGACGUGAUACCGAUCCGAGGUCAUCUGACAAAUAUUUAACUCAACUUCAGAAAAAUAUAGAGGAGUUAGGCUAUGGGCAAAUUGCUACAAUAGUCGGACGGUACUACGCCAUGGAUAGGGAUAAGCGAUGGGAAAGACUUAAACUUGCUGUUGAUGCCUUGGUGCAAGGUAUUGGGGAAAAAACUGAUGAUCCGCUUAAGACAAUCCAUGAAAGAUUUGCUGAAGGCGAAACCGAUGAAUUUUUGAAACCUAUCAUCGUAGCUGAGGAAGGGCGGAUUCGCUCUGGCGAUACCUUGUUCUUCUUUAAUUUCCGCGCCGAUAGGAUGCGUCAGAUAGUCCAGACACUGGGUAUUUCGGCUCCUGCAGACAUCCAAGUGCCUGACAACCUUCAUAUUAUCAGCAUGACUAAGUACAAGACAGAGUUUCCGUUUCCUGUAGCUUUCCCAUCGCAGAGCAUGACCAAUGUUUUGGCAGAGUGGCUUUCUAAGCAUAAAAUACCACAGUGUCAUGUGGCUGAAACUGAGAAAUAUGCGCACGUAACCUUUUUCUUCAACGGCGGCGUUGAAAAACAAUUUGAACUUGAGCACCGAGACCUUAUUCCAUCUCCAAAAGUUGCAACUUAUGAUCUGAUGCCGGAAAUGUCUGCUAAUGGAGUGGCUGAGAAAGUUGCUGAGGAGUUAGACAGCGGAAAGUACCCAUUUGUAAUGUGCAAUUUUGCAAAUCCGGAUAUGGUUGGACAUACGGGCGUUUUGCCAGCCGCUAUUAAUGCCGUGGAGGCUACGGACAACGGCAUUCAAGUUAUAUACGAGGCAUGCAAGAGGAAUGGAUAUAUAUUAUUUAUCACUGCUGAUCAUGGUAACGCUGAGCAGAUGAUUGGAGAGUCUGGUAACCCACAUACUGCUCAUACGUGUAAUCCAGUUCCUUUUGUUUUAACAUCCCGAAAGUACUCUUUUAACGAGGAGGCUAAAGGAGCUUUGUGUGAUGUCGCUCCUACAAUUCUUGACGUUAUGGGCUUGGAAAUUCCUGAGGAAAUGACUGGAACCUCUCUUAUUAAACAUUGA
Molecule: messenger RNA, 1485 nt
Organism: Paraglomus brasilianum
Lineage: Eukaryota; Fungi; Glomeromycota; Glomeromycetes; Paraglomerales; Paraglomeraceae
Source: the annotation of a GenBank genome assembly